Dicrocoelium dendriticum is the source of this 267-nucleotide messenger RNA. The record is from the annotation of a GenBank genome assembly. NCBI's taxonomy places the organism in Eukaryota, Metazoa, Platyhelminthes, Trematoda, Plagiorchiida, Dicrocoeliidae.
AUGCCAGACUGUUCCGUCAUAUUUCAGAUAAGCAAUUUAUUCACCCGGGCAUUUUUCGCUUACCAGCUGGGGAUGAAGGAUUUGCCGGAAUCCGUCGCAUUCUUCAGUUCAGUAGAAAUCGACUCCUGUUUACGCAAAAGUGCUGGCGACGAUUGCAUUACGCCGUCGAACCCCGAUGGACUAAAGAAAACAUACAAUAUCCCCCCAGGUCAAUCGCUCACGAUGCAAGAGAUUUUAGAAUGGACACAGGGUCGUCUGGACGCAUGA